UGCAGGGAGAGAUACUAUUAUAAUUUGUGUUUAGUUUAUUGCCGGUUUCGUUGUUUUACUAAAAUGGAAAUCAAGUUAUUGGAAAGAAUACAGAAACUCGGGUACAAUGGGGAGUUGAUAGAUUCCAAUAAAUAUAUGGAAGCCUUAAAACUAGGCCCAAAGUCGCCAGAAUUUACAAAACUUGUUGCAUGGCUGGCAGAUGAAAUAGCAAUACUCAAUGAUAUGGAUGAAACUAUCCAUCCAAUAGUGUCAUCAGAUGAUUCUAGUUCUUUCUUAUUAGAAUUAAGCUGUUUUCUUAAGGAAUUAGGAUGUCUAAAUGAGAGACUAAUGUCAGGUAAUAUUAACUCAAGAUUGUCAACUCAACAAGAUAGGUAUAUUUUGUUAGAUUUUUUGGGAGCAGAAUUGAUGGCUUCCAGAUUGAUAGAAUCUAAACGACAUAAAACUUCAACUUCCGUGGAUGUUCAUGUUGAAGAAAGUGAUACAGCUAAAGACUUGAAAGAUCUCUUAGUAGCAUUAAAUUUUGAAAAACCACCAGAUGAUAUUACUCCUGAGAAAUUAUUUGCAAGACUAGAGAAUAAGUUGAAAGAUGUACUAAAAACAGUUCCACCUGAGCUUAUAGGUCAGCCAUUAAUUACUAAAGACUUUACAGAAAAAGAAUGGAAAGAUUUAGAACACAUUCAACAGGAAUUGCAAGACGAAUAUAGAAUGCGACGCGAUAUGUUACUCAAACGAUUAGAUGUAACAGUACAAUCUUUUUUGUGGUCGGAUAGGGUAAAGACUCGAGAAGCUGAGCUAAAUAAACGGUACGAAGAAACUAGGAAAUUUUUAAGCGCAGAGCCUGAUAUUACAUUUGCCGACUUGCUAGCAGUCAGAGAUGACAUAGCAUUAAUUGAAAAAACAAGCAAUGCAAGUGUUAGAAAAAAUACUAAAAGUGACAUCAAUUAUAGAGCGUAUGAACAGGAGCCACCACCGCCUGAAAUGCCACCAUGGCAAAAAGACAGAGUAGCAGGACCUUCAACGUCUGGUGGAGGUCGCGGAGGUCGCGGAGGUCGCGGAGGUGGCUACAGAGGUCCGGGCAAUAGUGGAUAUGCAGAUGGUGGGUCUUAUGGUUCUAACUAUUCUACCAACAAUAGUGGAUUUGGUGGACAAGCAGGGGAGUAUGGGGGGAAACGAGGAGGAGGAUAUGGAGGAGGUCAAGGGGGAGGAUACGGAGGAGGUCAAAGUGGUGGAUAUGGAGGAGGUCAAAGUGGUGGAUAUGGAGGAGGUCAAAGUGGUGGAUAUGGAGGAGGUCAAAGUGGUGGAUACAGAGGAGGUCAAAGUGGUGGAUACGGAGGUGGUCAAAGUGGUGGAUACGGAGGAGGUCAAAGUGGUGGAUACGGAGGAGGUCAAAGUGGUGGAUACGGAGGAGGUCAAAGUGGUGGAUAUGGAGGAGGACAAGGUGGUGGGUAUGGAAAGACUCAAGGAGGAGCAUAUGGAGGAAAUCAAAGUGGAGGAUAUGGAGGAAAUGAUAGUUAUAGUGGAGACAACAGAGAUGCAGGUGGACAACAGUAUCAAAGAGGAGAUGCAGGUGGUGGUAGCGGAAGUAGGGGGAAUAGAGUUCAGGGAGGAUGGAAUCAAGGAAAUAAUUCUAGUACAGAUAACUAUCAACGUGGUGGAUACAAUAGAGGUGGAAGCAGAAAAGGACGCCAAUACUAAAAUGCUAUUCCUAAAAUACCAUUCUUACAUCACGUUCUUACAUCAGUUUACAUUAA
Molecule: messenger RNA, 1751 nt
Organism: Dufourea novaeangliae
Lineage: Eukaryota; Metazoa; Arthropoda; Insecta; Hymenoptera; Halictidae
Product: protein FAM98A-like
Cellular component (GO): tRNA-splicing ligase complex
Source: RefSeq, a predicted model, not a curated record